GGUAUAAUACGCGCUUCUUCUUCUUUUCUUUAUUGGCACCUGCUCCCGGUCGGGGGCAAUCCGGCCAAAGUAUAAUACGCGCGGUACACGGCCGUUCGGCAACGCCGGAGUACGGUACACGAAAUGACUCUUCGGGCAUCGAUCAAGGCGAGUGACGUUGCUUUUUAUUAGCCGUAUACUGCGAUCACGAGAUCGAAUCGCCGCGUAAGCUACCACAGGAGUAGCAAGGAUCCUCUGAUAACAUUAUUUGUCUAUGGACAGUGUCUGGUCGCGCGCGCGAAGAGCGGCGGUGCAGGACGCUCGGUGAUUUUCGUGUGCAUUUUUUUUUUUUGCCACCGUCGCGCAUCGUCCCGUAUCGCGAGGCACGUGACCUCCGUGAAGUUGCCCGCGAGCGCGACCGGCGGCCGCGUCGCAGUGAAGGUUGACACGAGUGGAGCGAAUUUCGAGAGAUGUCGGCGGCGUGAAGGAGCUGCAUUUCCGCAGUCGAUUGUGCGAAGUUCGCCGAUUCGAAAGGUCGUGCGUGCGGCGACGCGUGACGCGGGAGCAGGAGAGAGAGAGAGGUCAUCGCGCGUAACUUUUGUGAUUUGUAACGACGGCGCGACGAUCGUCGAUCCUGUCCGGUGAGUUCGAAUUAGCGUGGCGGGACGCGCGGAGCCGCCGACGGACGAGAUUAAUUAUAUCGCCGAGUCAACCGUCUGUCCGUCCGUCCUUCCGAUCAACCUCGGUGCGCGUCGCGUGUCGCCAUUAUGCCGGCGUUCGCCGAUCGAGCGUAAUCCGUGACGUAACCUCGAAGUUCGCAGCGGGACGACGGCGGCACAGGCCAACGUUCGCGCGGAAGUUGGCGGCCCCCUCGCAAGUCGUCCGCCGUCCGCGUAUCCGCGUAUCCGUAAUAUAAGUAUAUCGUACAUCGUGGAUAUCGUCCGGAGCGCGAUAUGCCGCGGACGAUUCCGGACGGUCCAACGACCCGCGUGUGGCACGACGAACGUUGCCUCUGACGGCGGUUUCUCAUCGAGGGAGCAGCGUCGCCGGCCUUGAAAACGGCGGGAUUGUCCGGGACAACGGCGCCGAUCCUGGUCGUCAUCGUCGCCGUCGCCAUGGCCUACGUGCUCUGGCGAGUGUUUAUGAAGAAGUACUCCAAGGUGCGGUUGGGCAUCAGGAACCUGCCGGUGAUACCGGCAGAUCGCCGGCCGCCGGAGAAAGAAGAGACAUGGACCCUGGCUGCUGAUCAACAGGAUUCGUGCGUCUUUUUUGACGGUGCCGUCGACGCCAAGGUGAAAGACGCGCAUAAUUCCGAGAAAAUACAAUUGAGACCGCCCACAGAAGUAACAACAUCCGUGGACGCGGGCGAUAACGUGGACAAUACUUUGCCACGCAGCCAAGAGACCCGGAAGAGUAAGACCAAGAAAGUGAAGAGCUAUUUGAAGAAGUGCAAGGGCGCGUUGUCGAAAGGUGAUGAGAGCGCCACGGAGAAAAGACGCCAGGAGAACUGCUCUUCGUGGUACUUGGAGGACGUUCCAGCCUGCGCGAGUCAGCAGGAGGAUCGCGACGAACUUCCGGAGAAAUACACGGAAUUCCCCGAAGAGAGACUCGAGGAGGCGGCCCGCGACGCGCCGCCCGUCGAAGAUCCCGCGCCUGAAACGCUCGAGGAGAAUUUCUCGAGGGGCGAGAACCUUGAGAAGAGUCCGCACGAGGCUCUUACCAGGCUGCUAGAGGAGGAUCGCAGGGCCGAUCUUAGCAGAAGCAGGACAUCUCUGUACGAGGACGCUAGGGAUGCGAGUCCGGAGCAGCCUGUCUCGGACGAGAAAACCCCGAUAAAGGAACCAGAGCUUUUCCGUGAUGAAGGAAAAAAAGACGCGGCGAUAUCACUCGAGACCUUGAUUACGGAAGACACGAAUCUCAACAAAUGCGACUCGAGCGACACGUUGAUAGCGGAAGUUCCAGAAGCAACCGAGACCGCAACGGAUCUCAACUCGGAAUUGACGAUCAUUGUGAACGAAGAGGAAAGCGCGUCGAAAGAGCCUGCGGACGAGGAGUUACCAGUUCCUGCAUGCUGCGGGAAUCGCGGGGACUUCGCUACUCUAGUCCGGAACUUGCUCGGACCGAUUUACGGCGACAGUGUUAUGAAUCUGCUGAUAAGACAAGCACGGGAUAUCCUAGUUUGCGCUUAUCACGGCAACUUGGAGAACUUCGUCCGGACUUAUCUCUCACCUGCUGCAGCCUUGCUAGCGGAAGUCAAGAACGUCGCCUCCGAAACGGGAAACGAGGCGGUGGUGCCUGAGGGCUGGCCUCUGACGUUAGGCGGCAGCGGCCUGAUCCUGCAGCUGGGUGAGCUCGAGGCGUCCGCGCUGCGUCUCGGGGAAUGUUACCUCUGCGUACGCAGCGCGGCUGCUGCGACUGCAACUGCAACCACCUCGUCGGUCAGCGGCGCUACGACCGCCGGUGAAGCCGUCGAGCAAAAUACCGUUGAGAUAGCAGUAGUCUGGCGGACCACGUCGAUGAGGGCCCCGGGGAUCUUGGGUUGGGACCGUGAAGACGAGUUUAUGGACUGGCGGGACCUGACAAACAAGGGUCAGCCGAGCUCGUCGAAUACGGCAAGCGCAAAUCUCAGCGGAGCGCAGCCCUCGAACGUGAUGAAAACCACCGGUCGUCCGCGGCGAAGAUCGCGCGAGGACGUGCGUCCGAGGACGCGCGAGACCAACAGGACCAGCAGCGUCGAGCAUCGUCGGGAGGAGGCCAGAUCGAUCGACAGGCUGGAACAUCAGUUCUAUCGCGAGAAUCGCCCGAUCGGCGAGUCCGAUCGUACCGCCACAGUGAUGAAGUCCAGGUCCGCGUCCAGUGUCGACGCUUGGAAGGAAGACCUCGACGGCGAGCUCGAUCGCAGCUCGAGUCGGAGAGCGCGCUCCAAGAAUUCCUCUAGUCCCACCGGCGGCGACGAGAGCCGCGCCAAAGUGAAGCGGUGCGCCAAGGUGGUCUCCCCCACAACAAUGGAAAAAUGGAAGGAGAGCAGCAGGUGCGAAAUGCGCAGCAGGUCAAUCGUGCCGGAAGAUCUGAAGAGUCCCCUGCAAUUCGAGGAAAGCGUUCUGCGGCGAGACAACGUCGCCGAUGAUUCGCUGAAGGAUCUCGAGGACAGAUUGCGGAACGCGGGCGGUCCGGACGACAUUAGCGACGAGGAUCUGCCGGCAUACAUAGGCAGUCUGCUCGUCACCGUCGAAAGAAAGAUCGAGAGGGUCUCGCUGGACGAUAUGACGUUCCCCUGUCCGGCGUGCAGAAAUAUAGAUACGGACGAUCCGUUGUUGGGGUGCAGAUGCGCCGGCGAUGACUGCAGCUGCGGCGAGGAUAACUGCGACUGUUCUUCCUCUGCGCCCGUCUCGCGAAAGGAACAAUUCGCGAAGAGCUUCGAAGUGGCGGGAAUCAAGCAUAUCGACAGUGACGACGAGGAGGAAGUACGAAUGGGAUUCGGAACCAAAAAGCGAGUCGACGAAGUAGCAUCACCAAGGACUAUCCACGACUUGCCGGAAUACGUUCUCACAUGUGGCCUGUCCCUUCCCGGAUACUCGGACGUCGCCGGGAGACCGGUUAUCGAAUUCGAGGACAACGUAUCCACGAGGGAAACCCUUUCUGUUAGAGAGACAUCGUCUUUUCUGCUCUACCUCGCUCGUCUUCUCAGCUCCGACUGCACAAAAGAUGACAUCACUAUUUUCAUACGCGGCUAUUCUAAGGAGUGUCUGGAGUUCGUGGACAAAGUAGUGGCCCUGCUGCAGGGCAGGGUCAACGUGGCUCAGGCUCUCGUGCUUCGAAAUGCCGCAACAACGGAUGGCCUGAUCGAUUCUCUCUUACCUCUCAGUAGCGUUCAGACCGUCAUCGUGAAUGACGCCAGUCUCGCAAAGUAUAUUCCCAGACGAGAAGAAAAUCACGACCAGAUGCAAUGGAUCGCUUUUUACAAGGAGUACGACAGCCUCAUGACGGAGUGGCAAUCGGCUGGUCGCAGAUUGGCCCUCGAAAUGUCGGAGCUGAAGGAAUGCACAAGCCUGUCCGGCACUUUGACGCCUCUCGGUCGGCUCCUCACGGACCCCACAUUGAGAAGAACGUCUAGAGAUGCCGAAGAGGCCAUCGCCGCGCUCGAGGAACGCGCGGCCCCGCUUCUACACAUCCAGCACGUUAGAUUGUCGGUGAAACGAGCCCGAAGACUGGUGGAGGAGGUGGGUAAGGCCGCCACCAGGCUGGAGUCGUCGUUCGAGUCGCGACGCGCGACUAUCCGCAAUCUCGCGGUUCUACGGAGCAUCGAGGAUCAAGCGCACGAGGUACUAUCGUGGCUUUGCAAGAAAGGCGAGGACAUUCUGUCGAAGCACGCCCAGCACACAGCGACGAAUUUGACGUCGGCGCGUUUUCACGAGCGAGAAUUCGAGAAGUUUUACUUCACAUCGAUGAGACACUUGGACAAGGGAAGCGAUCUUGCCGAGGCGGCGAGCACGAGCGGACUUCGGGAGCUCGCGAGAUCCUUGAAGCAGCACCUACGAGGAUUCGGCUCUCGCUUGGAAGACAGACGGGAGUACCUGGAGGACACGUCGAGAUGCUGCCUCCUGCAGGAUCGCGCCUACGAGUGGGCGCAGGAGGCUCGCCUGGCGAGCGAGAGGAGGUCCCAGCAAUUCCUGAUGGCGAGGCCGCCUCUGCCACCCGAACAUUUCACCGAGAUGAUAGCCCUGGCGGAGAAACUCGGUAAUGAAGUCCUUCUCGAGCAAUGUCGCAUCGCGCGAAAUAAGUGCGCGGAAGCCCUCGAGAGCGCCAGGACCACGUCCGCCCCGGGAAGUCCUGCGAGGAGAAGAUCCUUCACCGCCUCCGAAUCGACCUCCUGGGACGACACCCUGGCUAAAAGGACGUCCUGGGACGAUAGCGACAGCAGCGCGUCUUAUGCUUGUCCGAUGGAAAGCGUCGGAUCAGGGGGUAGCGGUGGUCGACCGGUGCUGGACAACAUCGCCGAGCUUCGAGAGAGUGCCGAGCAACUUCUGGACUGCUCGCCACCGCGUACACCUCCGCGAAGCCCGCCACCGCGGAGGCUGGUUAAGCCGCCGGUGAACUCGCAUCUUCACAGAUCGGCCAGUAUCGCGCCAGGAAUGAAGGCGAAAAAAACAAUACUGCUCAUAAUGAGGGAGAUGAUACAGACUGAACGAGACUACGUGAAGUCCCUCGAGUAUAUAAUAGAGAACUAUAUUCCGGAACUCGUGCGGGAGGACAUCCCGCAGGCGCUCAGAGGACAGAGAAACGUGAUCUUCGGGAAUGUUGAGAAGAUAUACGAGUUUCACAGUCAACACUUUCUACGCGAACUAGAGCAGUGCGAGCAAUCGCCCAUGCUGGUGGGACAAUGCUUCCUCCGACACGAGAAGAAAUUCUAUCUUUACGCCUUGUACAAUAAGAAUAAACCAAAUUCCGAUUCGCUAAUGGCGGAAUACGGCACGAGUUUCUUCAAACAGAAACAAUUAGAGUUGGGAGAUAAAAUGGACUUGGCUAGUUACUUACUGAAGCCGGUUCAGCGAAUGGGAAAAUACGCUUUGCUACUUCAACAGCUGGUCAAAGCCGGCACAGAUUUAUCGGAACAAUUAUCCGGCAAAGAGGAGAAAGAAGAGAAGGAAGAUGGUAUGAAACCGAUGGUCGAAGGUGAAGCGGAUUUGAGGGCUGCCGAGCAGAUGGUGCGAUUUCAGCUUCGGCACGGGAACGAUCUUUUGGCGAUGGAUUCGCUUCGUGAUUGCGACGUAAAUGUGAAAGAACAAGGCAGGCUGUUGCGGCAAAACGAAUUUUUAGUCUGGCAAGGAAAAGGCAAAAAAUGCCUGCGUCAAGUCUUCCUGUUCGAAGAUCUUAUACUCUUUAGUAAGGCAAGAAGAUUCCCCGAUAGGAAGAACCUUGAUAUUUACAUCUACAAACAUAGCAUUAAAACGACAGAUAUCGGUUUAACUGCCGUUAUCGCGGAUUCGCCUACAAAAUUCGAGAUCUGGUUCCGCAAGAGGAAACCAGGAGAUACAUACACGUUGCAAUGCGCGAGUGAGGAUAUUAAGAAAGCCUGGACCGAGGAACUCAGUAACCUCCUGUGGAAGCAGGCGCUUCGAAACAGAGAAGUGCGCCUGGCGGAAAUGUCGAGCAUGGGCAUUGGGAAUAAGCCGUGUUUAGAUAUAAGGCCUAGUGCAGAUCAGAUAAAUGAUCGCUCCAUCAGUGUGGCUCAACUCUCCAAGACACCCAGAUUUAGAAACUCCAUAGCGGUGUCGAUGACGGAGGAUUCCAGUCGUUGCAGCAGAAGGCCGCACAGCGUAAUUUCCGUUAGUUCGUCCUCGAGCAGCGGUGGAAGCAGCGGUCCUCCUACGACGCUCAAUCUUGGAUUAGAUACGAGUCCACGACCGCAUCAUCGUAGUACUACACUGAACAGCCAGUGUAGCGUUGAAAGCGGUAUUAUCGCCGAUAUAUCAAUCGUGUCGGACGACGGGGGUGACGGCACCGAGAGAAGUCACUGGAAUUCAACUCUGGAGAGUCCUACGUCGCAUCUACCUACGACCUCCACCCCACUGCAGUCGCCAACCAGCGCAACAGCGGCAACGGUUACCCCUGCUUCCUCGACGGAUACGAAUCUCACAUCUUACGACCAAGACUUGUCUAUUAAUCUAUGAGCUUUCCUCGACACGGGGAACAUCGGGAAAUAGCGAGUCUUAUCAUUGAUUCACUUGUUGUGUUAUGAUUGCGAAGACGUAGCACAUUACCGUGGCAUAUUUUAGAUAGGUACAAUGAGGUAUAAUAUCGUCGCACGCGUACUGUAGCACUAGAAUACAUUGUAUCCUUGAGCAACUAUAUAGUUUAACGACGAAAAAUGAGAAAAAUAUAAAAAGUCGCAUGCAAUUCGGUAGGUCGCCGCAUUACGCUUAACACGUGUGCCCAGCUACGAACUUGUAAUCGCAUUACAUAAACGUAGAUUUUUAUUCUUAAAGUUUGCGGAGAGAUGGGGUACCGAAUUUUAACGUUCAACUUUCAAGUGAAUCCGUCUGUGAAUCUAUCUUUUGAUACGCUUCGAAAAUAUCCACAGAUUUAUGAGAUCGUAAAGCUGUUACUUGUGAAGCUCACCAAUAGCUGGUUUCUAAAGUAAUGGCAACGUGUAUUUUCUUAUUCCGUCUAUUUAAUUUUACCAACGUGCUCAAGAAGACGCGAGACAAGCAUGUUCUAUCAAAUGUAAAACGCUCACAUGUCGAGGUAUGCUACAGUACCAUAAACGAUAUGCACUUGUCGCCAUCCUCAUUUACAUUGGCAUUCCUGAUAACAGCGGCGGAAAAUGUCGUGAAAAUUUCCGAUGACUUACGACAGAGCGAGAGGGAGAAGAGAGUUUUAUAUACAUUUAUUUAUAUUAUAGUUAAUAAAUAGUAAUAUUUCAAUUCCACAUUGUGUUCGCGCUUUUAUCGUAUUAUAUUAAGGAAAAUAUAUGAUCAUCUUAGAGACGCGAUUCAUACAGAAAUUGAAGAAAGUAUAUAUAUUUUCCUUAAUUAUCAUCCAUUAUAUUGGUGUUAUCUCUCGAGAAGAGAGAUGCAUCUAAUAAGUUGAUUAUGGAUUAUAUAUUCAGGAAUGUCAAAUCAAUGCGCACACAUACAUACCAAUUUGUAAAAUAAUGUAAUAUCAAAGGUUUAUACAAUGUAGCCACAAGUAAUAUAACCGAUAGUCUAUAUAUUAUUUCCAGAUUAUAUAUAUAUCAAAUAUAUAUAUUAAUAUAAUAUUAUAUUCUUUUUAUGUCAGAGUCAUUUGUAAAACCUUUAUCACCCGUCGUAGAGAUGUAAAUCUAACUCUGGCCUGUACUCGAAAGCCAAAUUUCUUCUCCUUUUGUUAAAUACUAUUAUGUUUAAGAAAUAAAUUUUUGUUUUUAUACAUGUGUGGAUAAAUGUUUUGGAAUAGCUUAGGAUCUAUUAGAAUGGUAAGCUUGCCUUAAGACAAUCCACACUACGUAUUUUUUCACACUACAAUGUUUUCUUUCGUAAAUCAAUGAAUUCAACUAUGCAGAAUCGCUCUUUACCUAACGGCUAACCAGUAAUAUUUUUGUAAGUAUAAUAAAUAUGUUACUUUUAAAAUCUGUAAAAAGUGCAAUCAAGCAAUUUUAAAAGAUAAUAUUUGAGAAACGAAAGAAUUAAGAGAUCAAUUUCAUGAAUCUUUAGACAGUCCUUAACUCUUGAUUGGAGUAAAUAUGAGUAAAAUAAUAGCUGUUUGUCAAUAUGUGAUUCUGCAUUGUUACACUUGCUUCCAAAUAAAUCGAUUAAUUAGCCAUCUUUAUUGCCAAGGUCUAUCAAGGUAUUGUAAGUACCUUAUGGAUAGUGACCAAACUGUUUAUUUCAUAUCCUUUGUGUGAGGACAAAAGUCGCAAGUAUUUAGAAGAUGUAGACGUAGAUUAUAGAGUACUACAAAGAAUUUUGGCACAGUCCGAUGCACCCUAUUUUAUUACGAAUUAUAUUUAAUUAUUUUGAUAUUCAAUCAAACGUUUAAUUGUGUUAAUAAAUUAAUUGUGUUAAUCUGAAUUUAAAUUAUGACAUUAAUAUGCCAUACGUACAUCGGUGCACCUGGCUGAGCAUCCCGAGCUUCGAAAGUAAAACUAAGCGAAAAGAAAGUAAAACAAUCUCUAUUUUCCACAUGUCUGUGAAUGCGUGUUUGGUGUUGCUUUUGAAUUAGGGAUGUUGGAGUAACAAUAAUAACAACAUAGUACCUUAAAUAAGAAAAUAUGCCGAUAGUCACUUAAUAUUACACGUUCUUAGAUAUUUAUUAAUAUUUUUUUAAGUAGAACAUUUUAGUCUCUAGAUUAAGUAUCUCCAUUAUAAAUGACAUGUAUAUAUUACAUUUAAUAACACACGAUUAUUUCAGUAUUGUAAUGUGUCUAACACCGAUGUAUUUUAUUACUUGCUAAAUAUACUGUAUUGGGUGCCUUUUGUAGAGAACUCAAAUGUUUUUGUGAACGUUAUCACAACCGUAUUAUCUACCACGUAUGUCUACCAUUUCCAGUAUGUAAUUAUUUGCCGGAAUAAAUAUUUCGAUGUUUCAUA
Molecule: messenger RNA, 9047 nt
Organism: Wasmannia auropunctata (little fire ant)
Lineage: Eukaryota; Metazoa; Arthropoda; Insecta; Hymenoptera; Formicidae
Exons: 23
Coding region: 1095-6650 (1851 amino acids)
Molecular function (GO): guanyl-nucleotide exchange factor activity
Source: RefSeq, a predicted model, not a curated record